Messenger RNA from Agrilus planipennis (emerald ash borer), 1680 nucleotides. RefSeq names its product mitochondrial-processing peptidase subunit beta (gene UQCR-C1). The transcript is spliced from 8 exons. Bases 48 to 1505 code for a protein of 485 amino acids. Gene Ontology annotation, molecular function: metal ion binding; metalloendopeptidase activity. Gene Ontology annotation, cellular component: mitochondrion. The record is from RefSeq and is a predicted model, not a curated record. Lineage: Eukaryota; Metazoa; Arthropoda; Insecta; Coleoptera; Buprestidae.
AUGAUUCGAUCUAUGGAUUCGAUACUUGUGCAGGAAUCAGAAGAAAAAUGGCUUCCAUAUUAAAGUUGUCUCGGGCUUUAACAAAAUUGCCGAAAAACAAAAAAAUAUUGCAGAAUAUAUUAUUCUCACGCAACUAUGGAGCAAAUGCAGAAGAAGUGUUGUCCGAUGUACUGGUUAAUGUACCACCUACCAAAGUUACUACCCUCAAAAACGGUAUUAGAGUUGCCACAGAAGAUUGGGGCUCUCCAACAGCUACUGUGGGUAUUUGGAUAGAUGCUGGAAGCAGAUACGAGAACAGUGAAAACAAUGGUGUCGCUCAUUUCAUGGAACAUAUGGCAUUUAAAGGCACAAAGAAACGAUCACAAAGUCAACUGGAAAUUGAAAUUGAAGACAUGGGUGCUCAGUUAAAUGCAUACACAAGCCGAGAACAGACCGUGUAUUAUUCCAAAUGCUUGGCAAAAGAUGUACCCAAAGCGAUUGAGAUUCUUUCUGAUAUUGUUCAAAACGCUAAUCUAGGUGAGGCUGAAAUUGAAAGGGAAAGAGGUGUGAUUUUAAGAGAGAUGCAAGAGGUCGAGUCUAAUUUACAGGAAGUUGUCUUUGACCACUUACACGCCACAGCAUACCAAGGAACUCCUUUAGCCAAUACCAUUCUAGGUCCCACAAAAAAUAUCAAGUGCAUUAAUGCUCAACAUUUGAAAGCUUAUUUGGGAGCUCAUUACAAACCCAGCAGGAUGGUGAUUGCUGGAGCUGGUGGAGUAAACCAUGAAGACUUGGUUAAACUUGUGGAGUGCAGUUUUGGAAAUAUGAAAGAAGGCGGUGACGUUUGUUCCGUACAGGAGACUAGUUCUGGGAAAUUGACUCCCUGCCGCUAUUCGGGUUCCGAGGUUCGUGUCCGCGACGAUAGUUUGCCAUUAGCUCAUGUGGCUAUUGCAGUUGAGGGCCCCGGCUGGACUGACCCUGAUACUUUGACCCUGAUGGUCGCCAGUACUCUUUUAGGUGCUUGGGAUCGGUCCCAGGCAUCUGGCAAACAAAACGCCACCAAGUUGGCCCGAGUUUCCGCUGAAGAUGACCUCUGUCAUAGUUACCAGAGCUUCAACACAUGCUAUAAAGACACCGGGCUGUGGGGUGUUUAUUUUGUAACGGAAGGUCGGAAUACUGAAGAUAUGCUUUUCAACAUUCAGAAAGAAUUUAUGCGCCUAUGUUCGUCUGUAACUGAAGGCGAAGUCGCAAGAGGACGAAACUUAUUGGCCGCAAACACGCUUCUACAGUUGGAUACUUCAACCGCCGUUUGCGAAGAUAUCGGACGUCAACUCUUGUGUUACGGUCGCAGAAUUCCCCCACAUGAGCUCGCCCAUCGUAUCAAUUAUAUCUCUGCCGACAAUGUGAGGGAAGUUUGUUAUAAAUACUUGUUCGAUCGAUGCCCCGCGGUGGCAGCCGUCGGACCUGUCGAAGGUCUGCCAGAUUACAACCGUAUACGCAGUUCUAUGUAUUGGCUACGAUUGUAAACAAACAUUAAUAGAAAAAGAAAAGUUAUAUUAUAUUAUACUACCACCUUAUAUAUUUCCCCGUUGUUCCAUUCUAAUAUAAUUUUGCUGUAGAAAAAAAGCGAUACAUUGAAUUAAAUUGAUUAUUUGAAGUGUUCAGCAGAUCAAUUGUAAAAUUAUACUCUCUUUUUGUAAA